Darwinula stevensoni is the source of this 640-nucleotide messenger RNA. The record is from the annotation of a GenBank genome assembly. NCBI's taxonomy places the organism in Eukaryota, Metazoa, Arthropoda, Ostracoda, Podocopida, Darwinulidae.
CUUUGAGUGAGUCCUGACUUAGAGCAAGGGCAUCGCAUCCCGCACGGUUCCCCGUUCGGCUGGAAAUCCUCAAACGCUGCUCGUCGGAACGGGAAAAGUGGGCUCGAGUCGACGUUGGCCUAAGGGGGUGGGAUUUUCGUGAAUGCUGGGGAUGCGAGAGCCAGCUUUUCACCACCUGACGUGGACGACAUCCUACCCAUCCGCCUACCUGCGGCUGAAGGAGAAGCAUGCCUCCCCGUCGUAUAACGUCAUUCGACGUCGCCGAACCAUGGGAGGGCCUCUUAUCAUCAGAAUAGCUCGCUCAGAAGUACAGUACGUGUUAAAAUCAUUGGUUAAUCCUGAAUAUCGCCAGGAACGAGGAAAAUCAAUAGUCAUGGUACGAUGCGUGAUAGUGGAUACCGGUCUAAUUGGUUCCUUUGAGAGAAAUGUUGAUAGUGGCGCGUACCUUAACAUGCCUGCGAACGAGGUCGUCCCCAUACGGUCACGAAACCUGGCUGAGCUCCAGCGAUGGACAACGAUUUAUGGUUCCGUAUUGGUUGUAGAAAAUGUCCACAAGGAACGGUUGUUCAGCCUUGAGACCUGCUAUGGUGUCGGUGAGCUCAUCGAGCAUUCAUGCGAUCCAUAUGAUUGCAUCUUGUGA